Messenger RNA from Rhipicephalus sanguineus (brown dog tick), 1905 nucleotides. RefSeq names its product serine-protein kinase ATM. NCBI's taxonomy places the organism in Eukaryota, Metazoa, Arthropoda, Arachnida, Ixodida, Ixodidae. Bases 1 to 1905 code for a protein of 634 amino acids. The transcript has 13 exons. The record is from RefSeq and is a predicted model, not a curated record.
AUGAAUUUGCGGGUGCAGCAUCUGGUUGAGAUUCUGCUGUCGGAUGAACGGCUGGAAGUGGCAGUGCUGCGUCUAUCCCCAUUGCCACACAGCCAGGUGCCUCUCAAUGCAGUACACUCACGCCUCAAGAAGGGCAGCCUCACUCAGGUGCUUGCCGUUUUUGCUGAAUCACUCAAGCAGGGCCUGCUGAGUGGUCACGAGGACAUUGGAACGCUAGUUGCACUCAGCAGCUUGCUCAAGCAGCGCCAUGCUGAAUUGCUACAAGAAAUACAAGGGAAGCUGUUCUUUUCGGAGAUGGCCAGUUCUAGUCCCCUGCACCAGCUGCUUGUGGUUCUCUUUGAGCAAGCCAGGUCCCCUCACAAGCAGGUGAGAGAGGCUUCCCUGCACUGCCUUGGCAUCCUCGGUCCUGUGGAGUGGCACCUGCCGUGCCUAUCGACAGCGCACUGGAACCCCAUCUCGGGCAUGGUGGACGAGGCAGACAAGGGGUGUCAGGACAUCACUUAUGCAUUCAUCUUCCGCAGAAUGGAGUGUUACCUAAGCCAUCCAGACACCAAGCUGUCUCAUGCGGCAUGCCAGGCACUCAAAUCUGCACUGGCUACACCGGCAGGCUUUGACUUUGCAUCGCAGCACAGACUCGAUGGCGACAUGAAGGACAUCUUUUCUUUGCUGCACCCUUUUGUGCCUUCACGUUAUGACGUGUGCCCCAGGGAGCGCCCUGUUGGUGCCACCGACCAUUCGCAGCUGUGGGCACCCGAGGAUGCCUGCGACCACGCCACCUGGAUCACCAAUCUGGUCUGCACGCUGAUUCGGUGCUGCAAUGACCACGUCUUAUGGGCUCUGCUGCCUCUCUGCACAAUGGCGGUGGACCUGUGUGAGCUGCUGUUGCCGCUGGUAGUGGAGACACUAGCAGAUGAGGGCACCCACUGGAAUGCGGUCGUGUCGGGCAUGGCCACCUUUCUUCAGUGCCAUGCACAGCUCAAAGAUGACGCCCAGAAGAGCCAGUCGACUGUCGUUUCCGAGCCAAUGAGCACCGAGGUGACCAGUGGCCAGGUUUACUGCUCUCAGGCAUCCGUGGCAGUUCUGAUGUCAGCCGUGGAACGCAUGCUGGUUCGCCGGGAUGCCAAGACGUCUGAGGAUGGCGGAUUGCUGCACUGGAGUGCUGUGGAGGCUGCGCCCGUGCAGUCGGUGCUGGUGGCCUCCUUGUCGGGCCUUGGGGACUUGGACGCCCUGACUGGAUGCAGGUGCCUCGCACUGGGUGCACACUUCCCUCUGUGGCGCCACUGGGCAGAGCAACAGGGCGCGCAGUGGCCGACACUGUUGGCACAGGCUGAUCUCGAGGCCACAGGACGUAACGCCCGCCUCGGCCAUGCCUUGAAGCAGUGCGGACUGUACAACACGCUGACUGCCUACGUGGAACCUGGCACUCCAGACUUGACCGAACUGCAAGCUGAGUGCGCCUGGCGAUUGGCUAACUGGGACUGCCGCCUGCCCCAAAACGACCAAGGGCGAUCGUCACGGAUGGUGAUAAUUGUCCGCCCGGAGCAGCGCAGGGUCAUCCAUCUCCGCUGGACUAUGAUGACCAACAUGAAGUCGUCGGCCGACAAACGAGGAGACCACUUCUUUGUGCCACAUCAGAAUUCGUGCCGCCUGACAGCACAUUUCAUUCCAAUGGUCGUGAUGUUAGUGUUGCCAGAGAACGCUGACAACCAAAGGGCGCAGGACAUUUCCGAUGUGCACUGGCUGGCCACAGUUGUUAACGUCCUCACUCUCUGGUGUCUCGCUGAAAACUUCAAGGAAAAGUCUGCGAUUAGGUUCCCCAUCAGGGGGAGCUCAGAAAACCUGCGGCUGCAGCCGCCCCUUGCCGAGGGCAGCCACCUCGCCCGGCUGGCCUUCCGCAGCCAGUGA